This is a messenger RNA of Gongylonema pulchrum, 540 nucleotides long. Lineage: Eukaryota; Metazoa; Nematoda; Chromadorea; Rhabditida; Gongylonematidae. The record is from the annotation of a GenBank genome assembly.
GUUGAAAACCAAUUGAAGAAUUUUGCCAAGCAAGCGCCUAAUGAUCGUUUUGCCGAGAAAAUGAGUCCAUUUUUGGCAAAAGCGAAGUCAGAAUGUGAAAUCAUUGAAAAGAUGCAUAACACAAUGAACGCAAGAUGGGAUUCACUGAGGAAGUAUUAUUCGUUCGACCCAAAGAAGUAUAAUUUGGAAGCGUUCUUCCGUGAUUUGAAAUUGUUCAAAGAGCAAUAUGAGAAAGUAAUCCAUGAUUUGGAAAAAGCGCAAGAAGCGAAGGAGCGUGAGGAGCAGAGGAAGCGGCGAGUACCGCUGAAGCCAUUGCAACCAGGAAUUACGGCAUCGCCACUGAGUCACAAUGUUGCAAUAGAGGGAAUUCUGAAGACAGGAAAGCAAGAUUCUGGUGUUGUGGAUGAGAUUGAAAAAAUCUUGGAGGCAGGAUGUUUGGAUGGAGGGGAACGGCGAACACCGAGGAGGACACCGCGCACUCGCGUUGACCCAAUGCUGAAUCAUAAUUAUUAUUUUAUGGACAUUGAUGUUAAUACAUAG